UUUUUUUGUUUUGUUGGUUUUUUUUCUGCUUGUGCUCUCAAAUGAAGGCCAUUCUCGCUACUCUUGCGCUCGUCGCUCUUCUUGGCAACAGUGCCUUCGCCGUCACCUGCGGACGGACCAUCACUUACACUGAGGUCGACGAGGCCGACUACUCAUGGACGUACUCGGUGACCCCCGGCGCGCACCCGCUCGGCUACGACGUUGCGACUUACAUGAUGGGCGAGAACGUCUGCAUCAACUUUGCGGGUGUCCAGGGCAAGAUGAUUGAGAUUGCCAUCGAGACCUUCACCAACGGCGCCACUGCUUGCAUCUCGGACAGCGACUCCUUCCUCGCCACUACCAACGUCGUUCCCACCCAAUGCGGCGUCAACCGCGUCAGCACUUGCUUUGACUCGCCCGACGACAACACGCUGAGCUUCUUUGUGUACACGACUUCCGACGAGACCGACUUUACCUUCUUCUACCGCAUCCGCACCUCGAACAUCAAGCGCACCGACAACCAGAACGACGCUGUUGCCAACGCUGCCAUGUGGUGCGCCAUGCUUGGCUCCAAGAACACCACCGCCUACCCCAAGGAUCUCCUUGCCGGCGGCAUUAGCACUGACAACUUUAACACCAACCCCAUCGCCCAAAACUUGGACGGCAGCGCCGCCUCAACGUUCGCGACCUUCGCCCUCAUGCCUCUGAUUGCUGCAGUGGCUGGUGUUUUCGCCAUCCGUGCAUAAAGUCCUUCGUCCUCCCGUCCGCUCUAUCGUAACGGCUCGAGCUGAUUGAUUCGGUCGCCCGCUACUGAUACCGGCCUUAGCGUUCACUUCCACCUGCCCCCCUUCUCUCCUUACCUUUUGUGUCUAGUUAUUCAUUUUUUUGUUUCUGCUGUCUGCGACCAUUCCCAUUGAUUGGUCUUGAAACUGCCUGUUUUUUUUUUUUUCCUUCUUCUUCUUUUCCUUGUUGGUUUUGCAACCCACUUUCCACGGAGCGACGGUCAUCCUUCACUCCGUAUUCAACAUCUCUCGAGCUUGUGCGCCGUGUCCGCUGGCGGACUUGGAUGACUUGAAACAAAGCCAAAAGCCCCCUUUUUUUGAGUGUUUUUGGUUUUCUAUGUUACGCGAAAACAAGCUGUUGGUCCUUGCCUGCUGGAAAGUCCGAGUGUCAAAUGCCGUCUCUUCAAGAUUGAAAGAAAAGCUGGAGCAGCUUUGAGUGUUGGUGUGAAUGAUCGUUUGUCAGCUGUGCUCGUUUUUGUUAAAAAAUCGAUAAAAGAUUUUUCUGUUCUUGAC
Capsaspora owczarzaki ATCC 30864 is the source of this 1274-nucleotide messenger RNA. RefSeq lists its product as hypothetical. The transcript has 2 exons. Lineage: Eukaryota; Filasterea; Ministeriida; Capsasporidae. Bases 42 to 725 code for a protein of 227 amino acids. The record is from RefSeq and is a predicted model, not a curated record.